Molecule: messenger RNA, 1714 nt
Organism: Aricia agestis (brown argus)
Lineage: Eukaryota; Metazoa; Arthropoda; Insecta; Lepidoptera; Lycaenidae
Product: organic cation transporter protein-like
Exons: 8
Coding region: 52-1611 (519 amino acids)
Biological process (GO): transmembrane transport
Cellular component (GO): membrane
Molecular function (GO): transmembrane transporter activity
Source: RefSeq, a predicted model, not a curated record
GCGGGAGGAUCGUUACUGUUUUUUAAUACUGUUGUUUUUUUUCUUGUUAAAAUGCCUAAGAACAUCAAUGAGGAGAAAGUGAAGAAGGUUGUGAUAGGUGACAACAUUUCUGAUCUGGUCAGCGGCUGCCAGAAGUAUCAGCUGUUCCAGUGCUUACUAAUUUUUAUCCCAGUCAUUUUCGUUAGCAUGAGCAACACCAAUUUUGUAUUCUCUGCCGCCGCUACAGAAUAUAGAUGUUUAGUACCACAAUGUGAGACGAUAAAUUCUUCGUUCCCUCCAAAAUGGUGGCCAUCAUCGGUAGAAGACUACAAAUGCUCUAGACCUAUAUUCAAACACAACAAAACAUGUGAUCCUGAUGCUGUCCUAGGCACAGACACUUGCCACGACUGGGUUUAUAAGGAUAAUAAUUCUGUAGUUACUGAGUUUGGUCUCGCAUGCCAGGAACUGAAGGUAACUAUGAUUGGCACAAUUCACAAUUUGGGUGUGCUGGUGGGAAUGCCGAUCAUAGGCCUCAUCAAUGACAGAUGGGGACGUAAAACUGGCGUCAUUUUGAACAGUGUUUGCCUCUGUAUUGGAGCAUUGAAGACUUUGACCAGCAAUUACAAUCAAUAUGUCGUGAUCGAAUUUUUCGAAGCCGCUUUGGUUACUGGCGCCUACACCAGCUGCUAUAUUCUCCUUGUAGAGCUAAUUGGAACUGACAAAAGAAUAAUAGCAUCGGCUUUGUUGGGACUCGCGAUUUGCUCGGGUGAAAUUAUUUUAGCUUUCAUCGUAUAUAACUUUCCCUACUGGAGACACUUCCAACUUAUCAUCGCUUUUCCUGGUCUUAUAUUCCUGACUUACGUCAUUUUCCUGGAGGAAAGUAUGCGGUGGCUUCUAACUAAUGGAAAAACAAAAAAAGCCGUGAGAUUACUGGAGAAAAUUGGGAAUUGGAAUCAGUUUUCCAUCCCAGAAAAGGCUAUGGAUGAAAAGAGUUUGGCAGCAGAAAAAGAUGGUGGUUCAAAAGAGGAGUUUCACGUGAAACUUUUGUUUAGAUAUCCUGCAAUAUUUAAAAGGUUGAUCGUUUGUGCAUGUUGGUGGUUUUCCGUAUCCCUUGUAUACUAUGGUCUUAUCUUCAGUUCGGUUUAUCUUCCGGGAAAUAAGUAUACAAACUAUGCUCUCUCUGGAUUCAUAUCUAUAUUUGGUGAAUUUAUACCACUACCUCUACUAAACCGAAUUGGAAGGAAGAAAACGUUUAUUGGAUCGUGUUUCAUAGCUGGAGUGUGUAAUGUCGCUCUAGCGUAUAUUCCUCCAGUAUAUAACAUACCACAGCUAAUAGUGUUUCUAGUAGGAAAGAUGUCGAUGACAUGUUGCUUCAACACCCUGUAUGUUUACACGUCAGAACUAAUGCCUACUUCCGCUCGAGGGUUCCUGAUGGGCACGUGCUCUAUGGUCGCCAGGAUCGGGACUGUCCUUGCCCCUCUCGUCUUGCUUUUGGGUCAAAAGUACAAAGCUCUUCCUUCGUUGUUGUUUGGUUGUGCUUCUUUACUGACUGCAGCGUUAGCGUUCACAACUCCUGAGACUUUAAAUCGACAACUACCAGACACCAUAGCUGAAGCCAUCUCUUUAGCGUAAUCUAAUUUCUUCUCUCCAAGCUACGUAAGAUUGAAAUAAUGAAAGAUUUAUUUACAAAUAAUUUAUUGUAAUAGUCUGGUGUAUUUACAUUAUAAGAAAAGAA